GGGAUCGGCUGCGACAGUUACAGCAAGUCUCAAGAUUCUUUGAGCACCCGGAGAUGUGGAAGCCGACACAGGGACUUGAGGCCACCCUCGACAAAGCAUACAGGCUCAUCAUAGACUGUCAGCAUAGCAGCUACACGUACAAGUUCUGCUGGGGCUCUGAUAUUGCCGACAAGUUAGAAUCGGUGCUGAAGGAUAUGGAUGCCUGGAAUCAGCAUCUGACUAAUGUCAAAGUGGACAUACUGUUCAAUGCAUUCACAGUUAUUGUCACACGGGAUUUCCAUGGGAACAGAAAUACCAUCAAGCAGGAUGGUGCUCAUGUACCUCCUGCGGGAUCAUCUUCUAGUCAUUUGAACAACAAUGACAGGGGAAAACUGAUUGGUGAUUUAGGACAGUUUCAACUGCUAGCAGAGCCUCAAAUAUUUACGGUAGAAGGGUACUUCCUGGCAGGUGCUGCUGUUGGUGUCCCAACAUUUGCUACAGCAGAACAGUUGGCGCAAGUGACAAAUCACUUCUCACUGGACAAUAACAUCGGAUUCGGUGGCUCUAGCUAUGUUUACAAGGGGCAACUAAAAUCAGGAGUCAAGGUCGCAGUCAAAAGAGCAUCAUACGAAGGGAAAAUUCCAUUUGAACAUUUCAAAAAUGAAAUUGAGCUAAUUCCGAAGCUUCAGCACACAAAUAUAGUUAAGCUUCUAGGAUAUUGUAUCCAAAAGAGGGAGAGAAUCUUGGUAUUCGAGUAUAUGCCAAACGGAAGCUUGGAUUCCUUCAUACACGGUGAGAGAUCAAGGGAGGCACUGGAGUGGCCUAAGCGCCAUCAAAUAAUCAAAGGGAUAGCUCAGGGAGCUAAAUAUCUGCAACAACAGUGCGAGCCACGCAUAAUUCACGGGGAUUUAAAGCCAGGCAACAUACUCUUGGACUCUGACUUCAACCCUAAGAUUUGCGACUUUGGGAUAUCGAAAGCACUGAAGCCAGGUGCAGAUGAGGACUGCACUGGCAUUAUAACAGGCUCACGUGGGUUCAUUGCACCUGAAUAUAUCGGACGAGGCUGUUUAUCCAUAAAGUCUGAUGUGUACAGCUUUGGAGUUACUCUUCUUCAGAUCAUUAGCAGGAAGAGGCUCCCUCCACCUCCACUAGCACUAUCAGCUCAAUCACGCGACUAUGGGCCUCUUAAUAAGUGGGCGUGGGACUUGUGCCUAGCAGGACGGCUCCUGGAGUUCAUUGAUCCAAUGCUGCAUGGAGAGCCACAAAAUGCCGAGAUAAUUAGAUGGGUUCAGAUAGCAUUGUUGUGUGUUCAGGAGGACCCAGAGGAGCGACCGAGCAUGUCGGAUGUUCUUCUAAUGCUGAGCUCUGAAAACAACAUCCACAAACAACCCAAACGACCUGCUUAUUACUAAAUGAGAGAUUUCCUAUGCUGGUUAAGCUCAAGAUGGAGACUGACAAUCUGAACUGAAAACUGGGCCAAAGUGAAAUAUAUUGUUAGGAUGCAUGUGUUCUCCUAUGGCAGAUGCUACAGAGCCAUAAUGACUAUAUUAUCUCACAAAAUCAUUUUGAUGUGAAUUA
Molecule: messenger RNA, 1557 nt
Organism: Panicum hallii
Lineage: Eukaryota; Viridiplantae; Streptophyta; Magnoliopsida; Poales; Poaceae
Product: putative cysteine-rich receptor-like protein kinase 39
Exons: 9
Coding region: 54-1391 (445 amino acids)
Biological process (GO): protein phosphorylation; cell surface receptor signaling pathway
Molecular function (GO): ATP binding; protein kinase activity
Source: RefSeq, a predicted model, not a curated record